This is a messenger RNA of Hypoxylon fragiforme, 1233 nucleotides long. RefSeq lists its product as uncharacterized. The record is from RefSeq and is a predicted model, not a curated record. Lineage: Eukaryota; Fungi; Ascomycota; Sordariomycetes; Xylariales; Hypoxylaceae. The coding region runs from base 1 to 1233 and encodes 410 amino acids. The transcript is spliced from 5 exons.
AUGGUCGAAUACACGGAUUCUAUGCGGCCGGCUAUCCAUGCCAUCAUCAACAUCCUAUUUUUUCUGGGCGAAGGGAGCGCGCUAUUGCGGUUAUGGACGAAAGGCGUUAUGUUACAAUCUUUUGGCUAUGAUGACUGGGCGAUGACAUUGGUCGCGGUUGUCAACUGCGGACAGCAUGCCAUAUUAUACCUUUUCAUGAGUGCUGGUGCUGGACUACACCAAAAAGAAGUAUUAGCAAAUGAUCCAACGGCAUUGUCCCGUAUGUUAAAGUAUCUAUUCGCCGAGGAGAUCCUCUACCUUCUACUCCACUUCUGCAUCAAGAUGAGCUUCCUGCUCUUCUUCAAGCGGCUGUCGCCGGACAAGAACUUCCAGCUGGCCGUGCACUGCGUCAUCGCCGCCAACGUCUUCGUGACGACGGGGACCUGGGUCCUGUACUGCCUGCAGUGCGUCCCCAUCGAAGCAUACUGGGCUCCCGAGAAGCACCCCGGCGUGAAGUGCGUUGACUUCGCGAUUUCCCUGUGGUUGCCCGCCUCUUCGCUCAUCGCCGUCGACUGGGCCAUCUUCUUCCUGCCCCUGACCACCGUCCUCUCGCUGCAAAUGACACUGAAGCGGCGCCUCCAAGUCCUCGCCGUCGUCACCACCGGCGGCUCCUCCGUCGUCGUCUCCUGCCUGCGCCUCAUCAUCAUCCACCGCUUCACCAUCACCGACGACAUCCUGUGGGAGAUGGGCAACAUCUGCACCGUCUCCGCCGCCGAGAUGGAAGUCGCCAUCAUCGCCGCCAACAUGCCCGGCAUAAGCGCCUUCUACAAGGCCUGGCGCGGCGGCACCCUCAGCGGCUCCAGCCACACCGCGUCCGGCGGGCACCCGUCGCAAGGCUUCACCGGGGGCGGGGGCAAGAACGGCGGCGCGAGCGGGAGCAACAACAGCCACCCGCUGGUGACGUUCUCGCAGAAGCGGUCGCGCCCGCCGCCGCUGAACGACGACGAGCUGCUGCUGACGCGCCACGAGGACGAGACCGCCAGCAACCGGUACAACAACAGCACGACGAAGUCGUCCGACCUGUCGCGGCGGACGGACUCCGAGGAGGAGCUGACGCUCAAGAGCGGGGGCAAAUCGAAUAUUGUCGUCAACUACGACGUCGUCAUCACGGAGGAGCGCCAGGGGCCGGGCGACGCGGGGGCCCGCGAUCCGUUUCCCUGGGAUGAGGAGAAUAAUACGCACCAGCGGCGCUGA